AGCAAGUUAGCUUCACAAGGAAUUCAAUCUUUUAAUACCCUUAGGCAUCUAAAUAGCUAUCUCUACAUUUGGUAUUUUCGGUUAUAUUAUUUCAUAGCUAGCCAUCUACAACCUAAGCAUCGAAACAAUGUCAUCAACAAGCUUUCUUGAUUUGCAAUACAACAUCUCGAAGCGUAAGUUCCUUCGUAAGCCAUCUAGGAUGUUCUCUAGUAGCGAUAGACAAUCUUCCGGCCUGCCUUUGUUCCAACCAAACAUGACCGAGAUGAGGCGUGUUUUUGACAAGUUUGAUCGCGAUAAAGAUGGUAAGAUAUCAAGGUCCGAAUACAAAGCUAUAAUUAGAGCUUUGAGACAAGGGGGGACCGAAAGGGACGUACAAAAGAUAUUUGAGGUUGCAGAUUUGGAUGGUGAUGGUUUUAUCGACUUCAAAGAAUUUAUGGAGGUGCAAAAGAAGGGUGGAGGAGUGAAGGCGAUAGAUGUGCAAAGGGCGUUUAGGACGUUUGAUCUGGAUGGUGAUGGGAAGAUAAGCGUUGAGGAAGUUUUUGAGUUGAUGAAGAGGCUUGGAGAAAGGUGUAGCUUUCAAGAUUGUCAGAAGAUGGUGAGAGUUGUUGAUUCUAACAAAGAUGGUGUGAUCGAUAUGGAUGAAUUUAUGACCAUGAUGACCCAAAACAUGAAGACUUAAAUAUUGGUGUUCUAGAUUUAGCUUCUCAUGUAAACGGAUAGUCCUUUAUCUAAUGGUACUAGCUAAAGGUGAAGGUUCAGAUCUCCAUGACCCCAACUACUUAUUAUGGGCUUGUGUCUUUAUAAAAACAUGUAUCUCCUUUGUACUAAUUGCCUUUAAAUAAUAUUUAGGUGUUAUAUAUGUUUGUAUGGUUAUUAUAUCAUAAGCAUUUGCAAGACUGGUUAUUUCAUGCACUAUAAACUAUAAUACGUA
Messenger RNA from Helianthus annuus (common sunflower), 931 nucleotides. RefSeq names its product calmodulin-like protein 30. The transcript has a single exon. The record is from RefSeq and is a predicted model, not a curated record. Lineage: Eukaryota; Viridiplantae; Streptophyta; Magnoliopsida; Asterales; Asteraceae. Gene Ontology annotation, molecular function: calcium ion binding. The coding region runs from base 128 to 679 and encodes 183 amino acids.